This is a messenger RNA of Trachemys scripta elegans, 6441 nucleotides long. RefSeq names its product amyloid beta precursor protein binding family B member 2 (gene APBB2). Gene Ontology annotation, biological process: regulation of DNA-templated transcription. The transcript has 18 exons. Gene Ontology annotation, molecular function: amyloid-beta binding; transcription factor binding. The record is from RefSeq and is a predicted model, not a curated record. NCBI's taxonomy places the organism in Eukaryota, Metazoa, Chordata, Testudines, Emydidae. Gene Ontology annotation, cellular component: cytoplasm; nucleus. The coding region runs from base 393 to 2675 and encodes 760 amino acids.
AAGCUGGGAAAGCGUUUCCGGAAGGCUGGCUACAUCCCGCAGCUGAUUUUGGACGCCUGUGGUGUGGGCGAGAGACGGCGAGAGGAGGGAGUAGCGCAAGCGGCGGGAGGCGCAGGGGUUAAUUUCUUCAGCGUGUGUCCUCAGAGGGUGAGUGCUGCUGGUGUUAGUAGCAAGGGCUGAAGAAACCUGCCAUUUCAUACAAGCUUUCCACCAAAGAACUGGGGAGAUUCAAUAUUUCGAUCUUGUACUUUGAAAACUGCUGACAGCGUCUGGUAAUGUGCUGACUGGCACUAUGGGCAGGCGAUACCCAGGGGCUCACUAUCGUCCAAGCAGCUCAUGUAUAUUUCAAAUUAUAAUCCUUUUCCUGAUCCAUUGCUGAAGCCCUGUGAUCCAUGUCAGAAGUACUUCCAGUUGACUCCAGUGUGGACGCGUUGGCUGUGUUUAUGGCAAGCAAUAGCACAACAGACGUUGUGAAUCGCAAUAAUCCUGCCACUCCCCCAAAUACUCUUAAUCUACGCUCCUCCCAUAAUGAACUAUUGAAUGCGGAAAUAAAGCAUACAGAAACAAGGAACAGCACUCCCCCGAAAUGCAGGAAAAAAUAUGCAUUAACUAACAUUCAGACAGCCAUGGGCCUAUCGGAUCCAGCAGCACAGCCCCUUCUGGGGAACAACUCUGCCAAUAUAAAGCUGGUGAAGAAUGGAGAAAAUCAGCUUAGAAAAGCAGCAGAACAGGGGCAACAGGAUCCCAAUAAAAAUCUCGCUACGACUGCAGGCAUAAACAUAACUUCUGAGAAGUUAGAAGGUAAAGAACCUACCCCUCAGGAUUCUGCAGGCUGUGAAAUAUUCUCCUCUCAACCUAGGAGGACCAAGAGCUUCCUAAAUUACUAUGCAGAUCUGGAAACAUCAGCCAGAGAACUAGAACAGAAUUUUGGGAACAGCCAUGUAGUGAUGGAGGAGAAAGCGGCACAAAGUAACAGCCAGGCUUCUACCAUGAUUGUCAAUGGGGAUGUGUUGCCUCAGAAACAAAACAAGCUGUCCAGUCCAGAAGAUGGCCAAGUAGCCACCGUGUCAUCAAGUCCUGAGACUAAGAAGGACCAUCCUAAAACCGGAGCCAAAACAGAUUGUGCAUUACAUCGGAUUCAAAAUCUGGCUCCAAGUGAUGAAGACUCCAGCUGGACGACUUUAUCGCAGGACAGUGCUUCUCCAAGUUCACCUGAUGAAACAGCAGAUAUAUGGAGCGAUCACUCAUUUCAGACCGACCCCGACUUGCCACCUGGCUGGAAAAAAAUCAAUGACAUUGCUGGGACCUAUUAUUGGCACAUACCAACAGGAACAACCCAGUGGGAACGUCCUGUCUCCAUACCAACGGAUCUUCAGAGCUCAAGGAAAGGAUCACUUAAUUCUAUUACCCCAUCUCCUACCCCAGAAACUGAGAAACAGCCAUGGAGUGAUUUUGCUGUACUGAAUGGGGGAAAGAUUAAUAGUGACAUUUGGAAGGACCUUCAUGCAGCCACAGUGAAUCCAGACCCCAGUCUAAAAGAAUUUGAGGGAGCAACAUUACGCUAUGCGUCUUUGAAGCUCAGAAAUGCUCCACAGUCUAAUGAAGAUGAUUCCUGUAGCAUCAACAGUGAUCCUGAAGCCAAGUGCUUUGCUGUGCGCUCUUUGGGCUGGGUAGAAAUGGCAGAAGAAGAUCUAGCUCCUGGAAAAAGCAGUGUUGCUGUGAACAAUUGCAUCAGACAACUGUCUUACUGUAAAAAUGAUAUCAGAGACACAGUUGGCAUAUGGGGAGAGGGAAAAGACAUGUACCUUAUACUGGAGAACGACAUGCUAAAUUUGGUUGACCCUAUGGAUCACACCAUUCUUCAUUCUCAGCCCAUUGUGAGCAUCAGAGUCUGGGGAGUGGGUCGUGACAAUGGACGAGAGAGAGACUUUGCUUAUGUAGCAAGAGACAAAGACACAAGGAUUUUGAAAUGUCACGUCUUUCGAUGUGAUACGCCUGCGAAAGCCAUCGCAACAAGUCUGCACGAAAUCUGUUCUAAGAUUAUGGCUGAACGGAAGAAUGCUAAAGCUGUGGCUUGCAGCUCCUUGCAAGAGCGGACAAAUGUCACCCUGGAUGUUCCCCUGCAAGUAGAUUUCCCAACACCAAAGACAGAGCUGGUACAGAAGUUCCACGUCCAGUACUUGGGCAUGUUACCUGUAGUUAAACCAGUGGGUAUGGAUACGCUGAACAGUGCCAUAGAAAACCUUAUGGCUUCCUCUAGUAAAGAGGAGUGGAUGCCAGUUACCAUGAAUGUUGCUGAUGCUACUGUGACGGUCAUCAAUGAAAGAAAUGAAGAACAAAUCAUGGUAGAAUGUCGUGUUCGGUUCCUGUCCUUUAUGGGAGUGGGCAAGGAUGUCCAUACAUUUGCCUUCAUUAUGGAUACAGGGAACCAGCAUUUUGAAUCCCAUGUUUUUUGGUGUGAACCAAAUGCAGGAAAUGUAUCAGAAGCUGUUCAGGCUGCGUGUAUGUUACGGUAUCAGAAGUGCUUGGUAGCCAGACCUCCUUCACAGAAAGUUCGACCGCCCCCUCCUCCUGCAGACUCGAUGACCAGAAGAGUCACAACUAAUGUCAAACGCGGAGUCUUGUCCCUUAUUGACACUUUAAAACAGAAACGCCCUGUUUCUGAGAUGCCAUAGCUGCCCAAGGGAAAGGAUUCUUGUAACACUUAAUUGAAGAAACAGUAGCUACGCUAAAGAAAAUGAACUGAUGAUGUUCAACCUUCCAUUUUAAAUUGCUGAUGCUUUGUCUUCAAAGAAUUUAUCCUUAUCAAAACAAUGUUAGACAAGCAUGUUCUCUCGUUCUUGCCAUCAUCAUGUGAUAUGAAAAGACGCAUGAAUAAUUUUUUUGCUGUCAAUGAGUUACAUCAUGAACAGUAGAAGGUCUAUUUCUGAUUGUAAAUAUUCUGAACAUUACCUAAAUUUACACCCAAAAAGAAAUAUGGCCAUGUCCCUCCUAGUGAACUAAUGUUAAAGUCCUUGGAGUGAUUGAUGCCUGAAUUAUAGUUUCACCAUCUUCUUGAGCUGGAUUUGUCACAAGCAACCCUUAAAUCCUACAGCACUUUGCCCUGUUUUCAACACUGGAGUAGGUACCAGGUAUUAGUUACCAUUAAAUUACUGUAGUAUAAAUACCAAGUUUUAUUUUUACAAAGCUGCACCUGUUAGUUUUAAAAUGCGCGUUGGCAUUGGUUUAGGAACCACUUUAUAAUUUUGCCUGACAUGCUUUUGAACCAUGGUGACCAUAUUUCAUUUACUGUUUAUAUAUUAUGAUUUUGGAGAAGAAAAGUUUUGAGUAAUUCAGAGCAGGAUGCAUCAGCUUUAGCCUUUUGCCCUAAAAUAGACAACUGCAUCGGGGGGCUGUUAAAUCUAUUCUCCAAAAUCCAACAUGGUGCAACAAAAAUAUGAUUUAUUUAACUGUGGGCUCCUACCAUCUAUGAUUAAGAGAGGGACUUAUUCAGAACUGUUAUAUAUGGCACAAACUAGAAAGCUACACAUUUUCCCUGUAUUACUCCUUGUGUGUGCAAACUUUCAAUUGAAGGCCCCAUCACCCAGUUCUUUCAUUUGGAGUUUGGUGUUGAGUUAAUAUUUACAUGAGAUGCAAAAGAACUAUCACGUUUUUGUUGGGCAGACCUAUUCUCAUUUAUACCAUGAUGAAGUUUCAUUUUACUUUAAUGCCCUUUCUGUAGCAGCUCUCAACAAAGGAAUGACACAGUUCUUCUCUGAUAUGAUGGAGCUACAUGUAGGGUAACCUGAUUUCAGUGCUUUUGCUCCAAAAGCUCCAGCUAGCUGUGUUAGUCCACUCUACUGUAAAUUCCUUGGAAACAAACUAUGCAGUAUUGCCCCUUAUAAGCGUACAUUGUGCUAACCUUUCAAUGCACUUAUAUGCUUAUCUUUUUCUUUGUUUUUUCCCCUUGCCCUCUGUCUUAUUACAACUGCAGGGUGGUACAUACAAUAGAAAUGGAACAGUGCAGAUGUUUUUACCAGUGUUAAAAAUUUUCUGCCUCCAUUUUAGACAUCUACUGGAAGGCUGAACCAUCUGGGUAUGUUGACACUGUAAUUCUAAAGGGACAUUGUCAAGAUAGAUAGGCGCAGAAUUUGACCUAGCUUUCUCUCACUAGUGGCUUUUGUUUUAAAUUAAUGGUUGCGUAUUUUCUUUUUUUUUUUUUUAAAUCGGUCGUAGUUGCUACCCAUGAGCUUACCCCAGUAACAAACAAAUCAGGCAGUGAAUGCAAGGGCCAAAGCAAUGAUGAUCAAACACUUUCAGCCUUGAGUUUGUAAAGGAAUUAUGGACAGCUCUAACAAAAAUUAAAAUGAACUUAACAUGACGGAAAUGUGACCAUACUGGCAAAUGAAGGGCUGAUGCUCUGCUGGUGUAUAAAGGUGCAGCUUCAUGGACACCAGCUGCACAGCCAGUGGCCUGAAAUCCUCUGUUGUGCCACAGUACCUAACUGGAACCUACAAUGGGGCGCUGACCUGGCUGAGGCUUCUAAGCACUACUGUAAUAUAAAGAAUAAUACAACCCACUAGCAUACACUCAGCUAAAACACUUGCCUGUGGUCCCAAUUUCAGCAAGAUAUUUAAGCAUGUGCCUAAUAUUUUAAACCCAGGUUUAAAAUUACCAAGUGCUUAAGUCCCAACACAGCAAGGUAUUUAUGUACCUCAACCCUGUUCAGAGAACCAAAGCUACAAGAAGAAACUUGCAUUUGCAUUCACAUUCACUCCUUUGUCUCUCUGGGUUCCAGUAGUGGUAAUCUCAGUGGUUUCCACUGGGAACUGUGCUAAUACCAUUUUUCCCCCCACAGUGGUUAUCAGCAGCCAUCAGAUGGUAACCCCACCUGACCUAGAGACGUAAGAUGCUGUAUUCAUUAUCACUCCCCAGACUCAGCAAAAACCUUGACAGUGUCCUUUUAAAGUUCCAGUUUGAAACUUUCCCAGGAUUCAGAUUUGCAAUGAGUUUUAAAUAGCAUAAAUACAUUCCAUAGGAGAUCCACUGCAUCUGUGUGAUGCUGCUGCCCCAUGAUGGCAGACCAGGACCUCCCUUUGUAAUUAAACAGUCAUGUUAAAAAGCUGUUGUUUUUAUUCACUACUUGGUGUGGUUCGGUUUCCUGUUGUCAGGACCAGGAGUACUUAGCUUGCUUUCAGCAGCAAAGCACAUAAAGACAGGUUUCAGAGUAGCAGCCGUGUUAGUCUGUAUCCGCAAAAAGAACAGGAGUACUUGUGGCACCUUAGAGACUAACAAAUUUAUUAGAACAUAAGCUUUCGUGGACUACAGCCCACUUCUUCGGAUGCAUAUAUAUGCAUCCGAAGAAGUGCCACAAGUACUCCUGUUCUUAAAGCACAUAAAGAGAGUCAGGGAUGCAGUUGCAGUAGGUAUUGAAAAGACAAUGGAUAGGAAUGUAUUGAAAAGUCACAGAUCAUCUGUGGAUAUUUUGUUUUUAAAAUACUUUUGCUUAUUUUACCAAAAUACUGAUUAAGACUUUGAUUCUGCAAACACUUAGGUAUGUGCUUUAUAAGCACAUUAGUCUCACUGGCUUCAACAGAAUGACUCAUGCUCUUACAGGUUCUGCACAUACCUAAGUGUUUGCAGGAUCAAGGCCUAAUUUUGUAAAACCAGUUACAUUAAAACACUAUGUUGACUUAAUUUCUGCCAUGGCCAAAAAUUAUGGCUGGUGCAUGCGUGAGAGCAAAUGCCAUUGUUUUACCUAAUGUAGUGACACUUCAGUUACCUAUGCAUUCUUUAUAUCUAGUGAUUCUGUAAGUAGGCAUAUGUUAUGCCUUGUAUGUCUCAUGUCAUUUUUGAAUUAACCUGUUAAAUACAGCUUAAAAUAUUUUUAUUUUAUUUAUUCUAUUUUUACUGAAAUAGCCUGCAUUAUGAUGUUGAUGUACUAUCUUUACUGGACAUGAUCUCACAACAUAUCCAGUGCUAAGUAAUCUCCGUGUACUAUAGGUUGCCUAAAAAGGUGGGUUUUAUAAUUAUUUGUAGUCACAUUUUUAUUGGCAUAUGUAGAAGAAAUGGCAAAACAAUGUGUAAAGCUAAUUUCUCUUAUUUUAUAAAUGCAAAUGGUAAGUUAGAGGCAGAUAUCACAGGCCACCUCAUUAAUAUGCUCCCUUGCAGAAGCAAGGAGAUUUAUAGCCACAGCCAAUGUCUAUAGUUUAAAGCCUUUCCUUUGAGUUGCUGCAGUUUUUAGUUUUUAUUUAAACCACUUAUGAUUUCAUUUGGGGGAGGGGGGGAAAGGUGGUGUCAGGAUAUAAGAACCACCUACAGAUUGCAUGAAAGGAAAUUGAUCCCACUUACAUUAUAAUGAGUUCUUAGUGAUAAACUUUGUGUAAAGAGCUACCUGUACCUCUUCCACAAAAAAAAAAAAAAAAGUCCUUCCUUAGAUUUGCAGGCUAUAAAGCUAUGGAA